Chanos chanos (milkfish) is the source of this 2070-nucleotide messenger RNA. It is a transcript of the gene ablim3, whose product is annotated as actin binding LIM protein family, member 3. Gene Ontology annotation, molecular function: actin filament binding. Gene Ontology annotation, cellular component: actin cytoskeleton; stress fiber. The transcript is spliced from 23 exons. Bases 1 to 2070 code for a protein of 689 amino acids. The record is from RefSeq and is a predicted model, not a curated record. Gene Ontology annotation, biological process: lamellipodium assembly; cytoskeleton organization; cilium assembly. Lineage: Eukaryota; Metazoa; Chordata; Actinopteri; Gonorynchiformes; Chanidae.
AUGAGCACGAGCGCAGUACCCUAUCAGCAGAGCUCCUAUGGCCAUGAUCGCAGCUCUGGGCCAAUCCACUGUUAUCGAUGCAGGGAUGUCUGUAAAGGGGAGGUGGUGCGCGUGCAGAGUGUACACUUUCAUGUCAAAUGCUUCACCUGCCAAGUGUGCGGCUGCGAUCUGGCCCGAUCCGGAUUUUUCCAGAAGAGUGGCGAAUACAUCUGCACGUCAGACUACCAGCGUCUCUAUGGCACUAAGUGUGACAGCUGUGGAGACUUCAUCACAGGAGAGGUGGUGUCAGCGCUGGGUCGGACAUAUCAUGCCAAGUGCUUUGUUUGCAGUGUCUGCAGAAAACCCUUCCCGAUUGGAGACAGAGUAACCUUCAGUGGGAAGGAGUGUGUCUGUCAGCAAUGCUCUCACACACUUGUCAGUUCCAGUGAGCCAAUCAAGAUCCACGGGCCGAGCCACUGUGCUGGGUGUAAAGAAGAAAUCAAGCAGGGCCAGUCUUUGCUGGCAUUGGAGAAACAGUGGCAUGUCAGCUGUUUUAAGUGUCAGACCUGUGGCAUGGUCCUGACGGGAGAGUACAUCAGCAAAGAUGGCAUACCGUACUGCGAGGCGGAUUAUCACGCGCAGUUUGGUAUCAAGUGUGAGACGUGCGACAGAUACAUUAGCGGCCGAGUUCUCGAGGCUGGAGGAAAGCACUAUCAUCCUACCUGUGCUCGCUGUGCGCGAUGUCACAUGAUGUUUACAGAGGGUGAGGAGAUGUACCUGACGGGUUCAGAAGUAUGGCACCCGGUUUGUAAACAGGCAGCACGGGCAGAAAGAAAACUCAGGCACAGACGCAUGUCAGAAACCUCCAUCUCUCCACCGGGCUCUAGCAUUGGCUCUCCGAGUCGAGUCAUCUGUGCCAAAGUGGAGAACGAGAUCCUUGAUUACAAAGAUCUGGCUGCUCUGCCUAAGGUUAAAGCUAUAUAUGAAGUGCAGAGGCCCGAUCUAAUAUCCUAUGAACCAUAUCAGAGAUACUGCUCAGAUGACAGGCUAGAACGCUACAGCUAUGGGGAGUCUCUGGGUACACUCUCCCCUUAUUCUCAGGACAUGUACGACAGUAUUGAUUUAAGGCAGAGGAGGUCCUCCAGCCCUGGUUACAUUGACUCCCCCACCCACAGCAAACAGGGCAUGUCUCCCAUCCUGUCCAGAUCCCCGCAACACUACUACCGCCCGGGCUCUGAGAGUGGCAGGAGCUCACCCUAUUACAAUCAGCUGGAUACCAGGUCCAGCACUCCCACUACGUACCAAGCACCCAAGCAUUUCCAUGUGCCAGCAUCAGGAGAGUCCAACAUCUACAGGAAGCCUCCCAUCUAUAAGAGACAUGACAAUCUCAAUAAUCCAGCGAUGAAAAGCAAGACCAGUGAAGACAUUCUCCAGACCUCCAAGUUCCCAGCUGCUUACUCACCCGAGAAUUACCAACAGACUGAAUCCGAUUACUACCAUUAUACCGGCUCCCCUAAAUCUUUACGUGUUCCUAGGAGAAGAUUUUCAACAGGGGGUGAAGAGGAUGGUUGGAAUCACAGUCUUCAAAGAAUCCAGGGUGGAAUUGGCAGAAUGAUCCUAAAGGAAGAGAUGAAAGCCCGCUCUGGUUCCUAUGACAACGACCCCUGGGGUAGCGCGCGGAACUCCCGUAGUGGGAGCAAGGAGACACUCCACAGCAUGGGUUACACCAGCAGUGUAAACGGCUCUCCUCGUUACAGUGCUGACAACGACUCCUACUUAUCAAAAUCAGCUUCUUUACCAGGAUAUGGCAGGAAUGGAUUGCACAAGAGACAGAGUGGAGAUUAUUUCCAGUAUGACAGUGGAAAUGAGGUCAAUUGGGAAAUCAGGGAAUACAAGAUUUAUCCCUAUGAGGCACUGAUAGUCACCACCAGAGGGCGAAACAGGUUGCCGAAGGACGUGGACAGAACCAGACUGGAGCGGCACCUCUCUCCAGAGGAGUUCUACCAGGUGUUUGGGAUGACCAUGGCAGAUUUUGACCGGUUGGCACUGUGGAAGAAGAAUGAACUGAAGAAACAAGCGAGACUGUUUUAA